GCAUUUCCGGUGACGUAGUUCCGGGCUCAUUGUGCACGUGCAGUAAACAUUCACAUGUAGUCCUGGUCCAUCAUGGACUCUACAAAGUGGACUAACUUGCAGACCGGACCGAGUCUGAAAAACCUGACCCGGGACGGCUUUGGACACCUGGAGGACGAGCAGCACGCGGCGGUCCAGGACCUGACCCGAGCCCACAUCGAGUCCUUUGACCAGGCGGUCUGUGACGGACUGAGCCGGGUCGUUCAGGCGAUCCCUCCUCUGGAGUUUUCGGUCAGAAAUGAACGUAUCAGUUUGGCGUUCGUUGAAGCGACCAUGUUCAGCCCCCUGGUGGCCAAAGGCAGCAUCUGCAGGGAGAUGAAGGUGUUUCCUGCAGAGUGUCGGGGGAGGAGGAGUUCCUACAAAGGGAAGCUUGUGGCGGAUGUCAGCUGGUCGGUGAACGGCGUCCCUAAAGGAAUCAUCAAACAGUGUUUGGGUCAGCUGCCGAUCAUGGUGAAGUCCAAACUGUGUAACCUGCACGCACUGAGUCCACGAGAGCUGGUGGAACACCACGAGGAGGCACAGGAAAUGGGCGGGUACUUCAUUGUGAACGGGAUCGAGAAGGUGAUCAGGAUGUUGAUCAUGCCGAGGAGGAACUACCCCAUCGCCAUGUCACGACCAAAGUGGAAGAGCCGAGGACAGGGAUACACCCAGUAUGGUAUCUCCAUCAGGUGUGUGAGGGAGGAGCACUCUGCGGUGAACAUGAACCUGCAUUACCUGGAGAACGGGACGGUCAUGUUAAACUUCAUCUUCCAGAAGGAACUCUUCUUCAUACCACUCGGCUUUGCUCUCAAGGCUCUGGUGGACUGGACGGACGUCCAGGUGCAGCAGGAGCUGAUGAGAGGUCUGGAGGAGAACUCGUUCUUCAGGUCGUGUGUGUGUGAGAUGCUGCGUGUGGUGAUGGAUGAGGGCUGCUCCACCCAAAGCUCCGCCCUCUCUUACCUGGGACAGAGAUUCAGAGUGAAGAUGAGUCUACCUGAGUGGUACACGCACGAGCAGUGUGCACGCUACCUGAUCAAUGAGUGUAUCCUGAUCCACCUGCGCUCUGACAUAGAAAAGUUUCACCUGCUGUGUAUGAUGACCAGGAAGUUGUUCACCUUUGCUAAACAGGAGUGUUUGGAGGAAAACCCAGACAGCAUUAUGUGUCAGGAGGUUCUGACUCCAGGUCAGCUGUACCUCAUGUUCCUGAAGGAGCGCCUGGCGGCCUGGUUGGUGUCGGUGAAGCUCUCCUUUGAUAAGCGGGGCAGCAGACUCAGUGGAGGCUGGACUGCUGAGAACGUGUUGAAGAUCUUCAACACGGGCUCUGACCUCACUAAACCCUUUGAGUACCUGCUCGCCACGGGGAACCUGAACUCAAAAACCGGUCUGGGCAUGCUCCAGAACACGGGGCUGUGCGUCGUCGCUGACAAACUCAACUUCAUCAGAUACCUGUCUCACUUCCGCUGCGUGCACCGAGGAGCCGCCUUCGCCAAGAUGAGGACCACAUCUGUCCGGAAACUUCUUCCUGAGUCGUGGGGCUUCCUGUGUCCCGUCCACACGCCCGACGGCGAGCCCUGCGGACUCAUGAACCACAUGACGGCCAGCUGUGAGAUCGUAGCUCAGAGUCUUUCAACCGUCAGUCUACCGGCGCUGCUCUGCUCGCUCGGUGUGACCCCGGUGGACGGUUCACCUGGUCGUGCAUUCUCAGACUGUUACCCGGUGGUGCUGGACGGGGCCGUGGUGGGUUGGGUGGAGGAGGAUCUGGCUCAGGUGGUGGUGGACUCCAUUCGCAGCUUUAAGGUGCUGAAGGAGAAGAAGAUCCCUCCGUGGACUGAGGUGGCUCUGGUUCCUAAGACGGGUAAGUCCAGUCUGUACCCGGGACUGUUCCUGUUCACCACGCCCUGCAGGAUGGUCCGUCCUGUCAGGAACCUGAGUCUGGGGAGGCAGGAACUGAUCGGGACCUUCGAGCAGCUCUACAUCAACGUGGGCGUGACGGAGGGCGAGGUGGAGGCCGGCGUGACGACUCAUCAGGAACUGUUUCCUCACAGCAUGCUGAGCGUGGUCGCUAACUUCAUCCCGUACUCCGACCACAACCAGAGCCCGAGGAACAUGUACCAGUGUCAGAUGGGUAAGCAGACUAUGGGGUUUCCCCUGCACUCCUUCAGGGACCGCUCUGAUAACAAACUGUACCGACUGCAGACCCCUCAGAGCCCUCUGGUCCGACCCUCAAUGUACGACCGCUACGACCUCGACAACUACCCGAGCGGCACCAACGCCAUCGUGGCCGUCAUCUCCUACACAGGAUAUGACAUGGAGGACGCCAUGAUCGUCAACAAGUCGUCGUGGGAGCGUGGCUUCGCUCACGGCAGCAUCAUUAAGACGGAGCUGGUCGACCUCGCAGAUAAAGUUCGGGGUGACGACAGCGUCGUGUUCGGGACCAAACCCGGAGACCCCAAAGUGGCGGACAAACUGGACGCUGACGGUCUGCCUCACAUAGGCGCCACGCUGCAGUACGGAGACCCGUUCUACGGAUACAUCAACCUGAACACGGGACAAAGUUUCAUCACCUUCUACAAGAACCAGGAGUCGUGCGUGGUCGACAACAUAAAGAUCUGCAGUAACGACUCCGGCUCCGGUCGUUUCAAACGAGUCUGCAUCACGGUUCGAAUCCCUCGUAACCCGACCAUCGGGGACAAGUUCGCCAGCCGCCACGGUCAGAAGGGCAUCCUGUCCCGCCUGUGGCCAGCGGAGGACAUGCCGUUCAGCGAGACGGGCAUGAGCCCCGACAUUCUGUUCAACCCGCACGGCUUCCCGUCUCGUAUGACCAUCGGCAUGUUGAUCGAGAGCAUGGCGGGGAAGUCUGGCGCCCUGCACGGCCUUAGCCACGACGCAACACCCUUCAGAUUCUCAGAGGACAACGCGGCGCUGGAAUAUUUUGGCGAGAUGCUGCGGGCUGGCGGCUAUAACUUCUACGGGACGGAGCGUCUGUACAGCGGGCUGAGCGGCCAGGAGCUCGAGGCCAACAUCUUCAUCGGGGUCGUUUACUACCAGCGUCUGCGUCACAUGGUCUCCGAUAAGUUCCAGGUGAGGACGACGGGGGCCCGGGACAAAGUGACCAACCAGCCGGUGGGGGGGAGGAACAUCCAGGGGGGGAUCCGGUUCGGAGAGAUGGAGCGAGACGCCCUGCUCGCUCACGGAUCCUCGUUCCUGCUUCACGACCGUCUGUUCACCUGCUCCGACCGCUCCGUGGCUCAGGUGUGCGUGGACUGUGGCAGCCUGCUGUCCCCCCUGCUCGAGAAGCCCCCUCCCUAUUGGUCGUCCCUGAGGCAGCGCCGGACGGUGUGCUUGUUGUGCGAGAGCAGCGACGCCAUCGACACGGUGUCCGUGCCCUAUGUGUUCAGGUACUUUGUUGCUGAGCUGGCGGCCAUGAACAUCCGAGUGAGACUGCAGGUGAAGUGAGAUCCACCUGAGAGAUCAGCUGACCGGUCAGGAGACCAUGAAGCUGCAGAGACUGAGCAGAAGUGAACGAGACGUUUUUUGAUCUUUAAGUGUUUUUCAGAAAUAAAGAAAGAAACUGCA
Messenger RNA from Labrus mixtus (cuckoo wrasse), 3594 nucleotides. RefSeq names its product RNA polymerase I subunit B (gene polr1b). Lineage: Eukaryota; Metazoa; Chordata; Actinopteri; Labriformes; Labridae. The coding region runs from base 73 to 3474 and encodes 1133 amino acids. Gene Ontology annotation, molecular function: DNA-directed RNA polymerase activity; DNA binding; ribonucleoside binding. The record is from RefSeq and is a predicted model, not a curated record. The transcript is spliced from 15 exons. Gene Ontology annotation, cellular component: nucleus; RNA polymerase I complex. Gene Ontology annotation, biological process: DNA-templated transcription.